GAGGAGGGGAAACCCUAAUUUCAGAGGAGAGACAGAGGGAUUCAUUCAUCAUCCCAAACAAACACACACACUUCCCGACAUCGCAGCACCAGCUGCAGACCCUUCCCCAUUCCAUUGCAGUGCUGAGCUGCGCUGUGUGCACCGCAGCCUCAAACCGCGUCUCGGGAGGGAUUUCGGAACCCAGUCUCUCUCUCUUUCUCUCGCUCUCUCACUCACUCUCCCACUCACUCACCCACGUCCUCACACGAACCCCUCGAACGAACCCUAGCGUCCUCCUCUUCCCAGCAUGGCAGACGGAAAUCCUCCCCCGUUGCGUUCCUUCGCCCAGGCGGCCCAGGCGGAGGUAGAAGUACAGCCUCUAAGGGUUGUGCAGAUUGAAGGCUUGGUUGCAUUGAAGAUCAUCAAGCACUGCAAGGAGUGCAUGCCGGCACUAGUGACGGGUCAGCUGCUUGGGCUUGAUAUUGGAAGCAUUCUUGAAGUCACUAACUGCUUUCCUUUCCCAAGCCGCGGUGGAGAGGAUGAAGACGAGUUAGAUACUGAUGGGGCUAAUUACCAACUGGAGAUGAUGCGCUGCCUGCGUGAAGUUAACGUUGACAACAACACUGUUGGCUGGUACCAAUCAACUUACAUGGGUUCGUUUCAAACUGUGGAGCUUAUUGAGACCUUUUUAAAUUAUCAGGAGAACAUCAAGCGAUGUGUCUGCAUAAUUUAUGAUCCUGUUCGUUCUGGCCAAGGGGUGUUGGCAUUGAAGGCUUUAAAGCUAUCCGAGGAUUUCAUGGAGCUCUAUCGCUCCCAAAGCCUCUCUGGAGAGAAGUUAAGGGAGAAGAAUAUGGCCUGGACCCACAUUUUCGAGGAAAUUCCUGUGAAGAUUUCAAAUUCUGCUCUCGUGAGUUCCUUGAUGACUGAGCUAGAACCUGAGGCCCCGGCUACUCAAUGCGACUUUGACAGACUUGUCUUGUCCACAAACCCUUUUAUGGAAAAGAAUUUGGAAUUCCUAAUUGAGUGCAUGGACGAUCUUUCUAUGGAACAGCAAAAGUUUCAAUAUUAUUAUCGUAAUCUGUCAAGACAGCAAGCACAGCAACAAGCCUGGCUGCAAAAGAGAAGAACCGAAAACGCUGCCCGAAGAGCGUCUGGUGAAGAGCCACUCCCAGAAGAAGAACCCAACAAUCCUGUUUUCAAGAUCUUACCCGAGCCUUCACGGCUUGACAGCUACUUGAUCACGAACCAGAUUUCCAACUACUGCAGUCAAGUGAAUGGGUUUGCUGGACAGAGUCUCAGUAAAUUGUAUCUGAUGGACGCCUUUCAUGAAGAUUAGGUUAUGUAGUACUAUUGCCAGUUAAAAAUCUCUUUCAUUUCUAGUCAGGCUACGUUGGGUGAAAAUGAAAGUAGACAUUAGAAUUGUAAGCUCAGAAAAGGCUUCGGCAGGGUUGAUUGUUGUUCAUUAAUAUGUUAUUAUGCAAAAGUGAGCAUCUAAUCACCUCAACUUUCUGCGUCAUUUUUUGAUAGAGAAGUUGUUCUGUAUUAAUCUAUGGUUUCGACGUUACGUGAAUUCCCUGAGUUGAUCGUUUAUUUGAUGGAAAAGCUUGAGAUUCUCCAGUUCCCUGUGCUGGCUCUUUGUGUCCAGAAUAUGACCAUGUAUUAAAUAAACGACGACAUGUUUCA
This is a messenger RNA of Physcomitrium patens, 1662 nucleotides long. Its product is annotated as eukaryotic translation initiation factor 3 subunit H. NCBI's taxonomy places the organism in Eukaryota, Viridiplantae, Streptophyta, Bryopsida, Funariales, Funariaceae. Gene Ontology annotation, molecular function: metallopeptidase activity; protein binding; translation initiation factor activity. Gene Ontology annotation, cellular component: cytoplasm; eukaryotic translation initiation factor 3 complex. The record is from RefSeq and is a predicted model, not a curated record.